Candoia aspera is the source of this 1542-nucleotide messenger RNA. RefSeq names its product RH-like protein. The record is from RefSeq and is a predicted model, not a curated record. The transcript has 10 exons. Gene Ontology annotation, cellular component: plasma membrane. Gene Ontology annotation, biological process: ammonium transmembrane transport; ammonium homeostasis. Gene Ontology annotation, molecular function: ammonium channel activity. Bases 128 to 1366 code for a protein of 412 amino acids. Lineage: Eukaryota; Metazoa; Chordata; Lepidosauria; Squamata; Candoiidae.
CUUCAUGCUUUCUCCUCCUUUUUUUCAGGGGAGGCUUAUGGAAUGUUUGAACGAAGGGGACAAGAUUAACGCUUGCCUGCUCCUUGUUUUGUUGGCUUUCUCUUAAUGCUUCAAAGAUUUUAAAGAUAUGGCUUCCCAGUAUCCUCCAAAUCUUCGGAUUCGUCUCCCUGUGCUCUUACUUAUUUUGGAAGCUGCUUUUAUCCUUACAUUUGGCUUCUUUGUUUCUUACGACCACAGCCAACAUCUUACAAGAGACUACCCAGUAUUCCAAGAUGUCAACCUCAUGGUGAUUUUUGGGUUUGGCUUUCUUCUGGCCUCCCUGAAGAGAUACGGCUUCAGCAGCACCGGAUUCAGCCUUCUCCUUGCUGCCCUCGGAGUACAGUGGGCUGUGGUUGUGGAAGGAUUCCUCUUUCACUUCUCAGCUGGGAAAAUAAAGAUAAGUCUGCAAAGCAUUUUAACAGCUAUUAUGAGCAUAACCACAGUGCUGAUUUCAUCUGGAGCAAUACUUGGCAAAGUCAAUCUGAUGCAGUUGAUCUGGAUGGCCCUGGUGGAGGUGACUGUCUUCACCUUGAACAGAUGGGUCGCUGUGAAUAUUCUGCAGAUUCAGAGCCACGUCAGUAUGAUGCACACCCACUUAUUUGGGGCCUACUUUGGCUUAAUGGUCUCCUGGAAGCUCUACCACACCUCCCUGAGUCGGAAAGCUGAGAAAGAAAGAUCCAGGCCCGUCUCGGAUAUGUUUGCGGUGCUGGGUACUCUCUUUCUCUGGAUAUUCUGGCCCAGCUUCAAUUCUGCCCUGAUCAAGGAAGAAGAAAAGAAAUGGACUGCCAUCUACAACACCUACUUUGUGAUGGCCACAAGCACCAUUGCUGCUUUUUCGUUCUCAGUGGCAACCAGCAAAAAUGGAAAACUCAGCAUGGCUCACAUCCAGAAUGCUACACUGGCAGGUGGGGUCGCCCUUGGUUUCUCCGCUUCCAAUAUCCAACAGCCUUGGAUUGCAAUGGCUUUGGGUCUGGCGGCAGGCACAAUCUCUGUCCUUGGCAUGGUCUAUUUGCAGAAACGCUUGGAUCCAGCACUCAAAAUCCAUGAUACCUGUGGAGUGCAUUACACUUUUGGCUUGCCCAGUUUGCUUGGAGGGGUAAUCCAUGUUGUUCUAAUUCUAACAAACCACAGCAAGAACCUCUCAGUAUUUGGUUAUUCAGCUUUAACUGAAGUUGGUGCACUCAGCUUGAGCCUAGCCAUCAGUCUGGCCAGUGGCUUUAUUACAGGUCUCAUUUUAACUUGCAAAUUAUGGAAAACACCUCCUGUAACGAAGUACUUUGAUGAUCAAGCUUAUUGGGAGUUUCCCCACUUAGCUGUUGGAUUCUGAACACAACCUUCAAGAGGGCAGCAAGCUAUACAGCUAAGAGACUUUCUCUCUGAUGCCACAAGAAUGCAUGAAAAAGAGACUUAACUUGCUUUAUUAAAAUUGCCAGAAUAUUUGGUAAGCAUUUAGUAUAAAAUACUUGUUUGUAAGGCUAAAAUAAAUAUGUUAGUGCUUCUUUU